CGGUCCUGUUUACAAGUCCCUGCCAGCGGAGGAUGUGGAGUACAGUGCCUGGAAAAUAGACAGACACAGCCCGCAACUAGCAAACACCACAAAAGGGACAUUUAGCUGGUGUGUUUUGUUGAUAAAUGAGGACUGUCAAAGCCACAGAGAGCUCACCGGCGAUCAAUAACAGCACGUUAUUAACUUAGGCGUUGUUAUGCAAUGUAACGCUUUCGGUGCUCUCGUGGUGGUGACGUUAAGCUGCUAUGCUGUAGUUUAAAAAAAAAAUGAACAGAUUGGUUAAAGUUAAGUGUCGACCAUUCUUUCUUCUGGACACACGUUUUCAAGGAUUUGGCGUUUCUUUGAUGGACUUGAGAAGGCGGUGGGCAACCGGUCCGUGAGAUGUUUUUUCCAAAAGGGUGCUCAGACGAGGUCAGCGCGGAUGGGACUAAUGAGAUCUGAGAGCGGGCCUGGCUGGGGACAGGAGUGAGCAUGGACAAUCUUUCUGACUUCGGGGGCACCUGUCCAUCCACACACAGGGAAUGGGACACCAACAGCUGUGUGGACGAUUUAAUGGAUGAAGAUGAAAAAGACAAGGCAAAAAGGGCGUCUCGUAACAAAUCGGAGAAGAAGAGAAGAGACCAAUUCAAUGUGCUCAUCAAGGAGCUAUGCACCAUGCUGCAGGGCCAAGGCCAUCCGCGCAAGAUGGACAAGUCCACCAUACUGCAGAGGACCAUCGACUUCCUGCAGAAACAGAAAGACAUCACUGCACAGAACGAAACCUGCGAAGUGAGGCAGGACUGGAAGCCUUCGUUCCUCAGCAAUGAGGAGUUCACUCAGCUGAUGUUGGAGGCCCUCGAUGGUUUCCUAAUAGCGUUAACUACAGACGGCAACAUCAUAUACGUAUCUGACAGUGUGUCUUCACUCAUUGGCCAUUUACCGUCCGAUAUGGUGGACCAAAAUAUCUUGAAUUUCCUCCCGGAGCGGGAACACGGGGAGGUGUAUAAGCUACUAUCAUCCCACAUGCUGAUGACUGACCCCAUUGCUGCUGACUUUCUUGAAAGUGAGGAACAUAUUGAAUUUUGCUGCCAUCUAGCCAGAGAAAACAUUGACCCGAAUGAGCCGGUUGAGUACGAGUACGUCAAGUUUGUUGGAGAUUUCAAAUUCCAUAAUAAUGUGCCUACGUCUUCUUGUAACGGGCUGGAUUUGACGUUACCAAGAAGCCUGCAGACGUCUCUGGAAGAGCAGGUCUGCCUCAUCGCUACUGUACGAUUAGUCACUCCGCAAUUUCUAAAGGAUUUAUGUAAUGUGGAAGAUCCUUCUGAUGAAUUCACAUCCAGACACAGCCUUGAAUGGAAGUUUCUGUUUUUAGAUCACAGGGCUUCACCAAUCAUAGGAUAUUUACCCUUUGAGGUUCUUGGCACUUCAGGCUAUGAUUACUAUCAUGUGGAUGACUUGGAGCUUAUAGCUCAGUGUCAUAAGCAGCUAAUGCAGUUUGGAAAGGGUAAAUCCUGCUACUAUCGCUUCCUGACCAAAGGACAGCAGUGGAUUUGGUUGCAGACUCACUACUACAUCACCUACCACCAGUGGAACUCCAAGCCUGAGUUCAUCGUCUGUACGCACACUGUCGUCAGUUAUGCUGAAGUGCGUGCUGAAAAGAGGCGAGCGUUUCGCUUUGAAGAGCUGUCUCCACCUGGAAUCGCUCCCUCUUCAGUGAAGGCUCAGGAGCUGUACCUGGACAUCUGCUCCACUCUGGACCCUCCGCGGGACAGAACGAGCGGCGCACGUUCGGUUUCCUCCCACAGCUCCAGGAAGUCCUCCCCCACAGCGAUGUCAGACUCCGCAUCUAACUCAUACACGGAGGCGUGCACGCCGUCAUGGCAGCCUGCUUCCAUUGGCACAGAGAAGACCUCGUCCAAGUUCAAACCUAGUAGUUCAAAGAAUUUGGCACAAAGACAAAACUCAUUCGACAUCGCUCCCCAAAUGAACCUCCCCCUUUCCCCUACCCGCAGCAAGCACUCCACCCUGCAAACGCAGCCACAGCAAACGCAGCCACAGCAAACGCAAGAAACGCAAGAAACGCAACAAAAGCAGCAGCAGCAGCAGCAGCCGUCACCCAUGUACCCGCCGCCGCCACAGCCUCAGGUCUGUGUGAUGAACCAGCUGAAGGAGCAGCUGGAGGAAAGGACGCGCAUUCUGCAAGCCGACAUUCAGACGCAGCAGCAGGAGCUGCAUGACAUUAAAGAGAAGCUUCACCUCGCUAAUAUCCAGAUGUUGUUACAGCAGCCUUCCCACAAUGACUUUGGCCAGGCCCAGCAGCAGCAGCAGCAGCAACAGCAGCAGCAGCAGCAACAGCAACAGCAGCAACAGCAGCAGCAGCAGCAGCAGCAGCAGCAGCAGCAGAACCAGAACCAGCAGAACCAGAACCAGCAGAACCAGAACCAGUCAGGUGUGAUCAGGCAGCGCUCAGGCCAUUCAAAACCAUCGUCCAGCAGGACCCACAGGUCAUCCCCUCACUCACUCCAGAGAGAGAACAGCUCCCCGUCAAUACAGGUGCAGCAGAGGAUUGCGCGCAGCGGGCAGACCCAGCUGGUGAGCAUGCCUGUGCAGACCAACCCCAGUGUGACCAUGCCCUUCUACAGCAACCCCAUGAUGUUCUCUCAGACCAACACCCGCUCUCUGCAGGAUGCCAACCAAAGACAAACAGACGGCGAGUUCAACCAAGAAGGACAACUUCGCAUGCUACUCAACCAGCCAAUGCAGACGCUGGUUCCCACGAGCAGUGUCACCACGCAGCCUUCCCAGUGCAACAUGGGCAUCUCCCAAACGAUAUACACCUUGGAGCAGCAGAUCAUCGCCCCUUCGUUCUCCAUGCAACAGGUCAACUGCAACGCCGUCCUCGUGCCCUCCCCCUGCUUCACAUCCCCCAUAAUGAUCCCACCCAACGGUUUCAUCACAAACCAGUCCCAGUCGGGUUAUCAGACGCAGCCUCAAGCGUCUCAGCACUCCCUGCAGCUUCAGCAGCCCCAGCAGUUCUUUCAGAUGGCUCAGGGUCUGGUUCACGGCGGAUCAACUCCAGCGUUCUUACACACCACUAAUGUCCCACAGCAAAGCACUGUGGGAUACAUCCAGCAGCAUCAAACUCAGCAGCUCCCGCAGGCACAACAGCAACAGGUGCAACAGAUGCAAUAUCAACACUCCCAGAACCAGACUAGCAGUGUGUCAGACUUCAGAAAUAUGCUGACUCGGUAACGCAGUGCACCGCGUUCAGAGCGCUGAGAUCUCAACUCUGUGUUGUCGCCGUGCGGGCAGCAGAACGUCGUGGCAUUAGAAGUCAAGUUCUGUGGAAAGAAACGCCUGAAAGUGGAACGUUUUGCUCCUUACUGUUGGUGUUCAGUGGAGGUCGGUCAGUGGAAGUGGAAGCCAGAGGCAGAGGAGCACUGACCCGACGUUACCUGCGGGCUCUGAGGAGAGGUUGAGGGUCUGGACCUUCAUCUGUGGCCCGGAGUCAGUCAAAAGUGGAACUAUUGGAUCAAGCGGACUAUCAAAGCUCUCAAGAAGACGUCACUGUCACAUGUUUCAAUGUAAAAGAGAGUUCUAAAUGUCUCUUUGCAUUGUGGUACUGUCCUCCUUCCUAAAGGUAGAAUAUUUAUUUUUGCCCAUGAAUUAAUAUUCUUUUUUCCUCACUAAUAAUGGCUCGACGCCCCUCCCAAGACGUACAAUCUCAUAGCGUCAUCAUUUAGUUGGCAGAUAACAGAAGUUUCUCCCAUUCUGUCCACAAAACAACGAUUUACUGUUCAUGUCACGCAAAUCAGAGGGGUUUUAUUGUGAAACAUGCAGCAGUGAGGAAUAUUCUUUGAUCAUUUAGAAAGGUCUAUCUAGAUUUUUGAAGCCUCAAUCUGGUACUGAAAGCGGGAUCGUAAAGCUGUCCCGUCCCUUAUCUUCGUAGAAGAAUAACAGUCCUAUACCAGAGGGGAAAUAUUUGUGCCUUUACCCAUGGUCCGCCCAUACUGCGGUUUGAUGGUUGUGUCUGAUUACGGCUUUUAAAAAUCCAGCUCAGGUCCAUUUGGAAUACAAGAGGAGUUAUAUUUUCGUAGGUCAUAGUUUAUUAUUUUCUGCAUCAGAUAAAACAAAAGACAUCUAGAUUUUUAACAUAUAUAACAAAUAUAUAUAUAUAUUGGAUGCUUUUUGCAACCUUUAAAUCUAAACACUUAUAGUAACACAUAAGAUUCAUUUAACUAUUUACUGAAACCCUUAAAUCACUUUUAUUUAUUUAAUAUAUAUUUGAAAAAUAUAUGAUAUUAAGAAACUAGUUUUAUACAAAAAGGUUUAAGAUGAUUUUAUGUGUUUUAUUUAGGCAUUGAAGGGUCAACGCUGGUCCUAAUGUCUCGCACCAUCUGGGUUCAUGUCAGAACAGUCCACUGACCUGUGUGAUUUAAAUAUAUUGGAAAUAGUGAGAAACUUUGGUAGCCAUCUUGCUUGCUAUGUUGAUAAUUUUAAACACUAUAUCACCUUGUUUCUUCGGCAUUCCUGUUGUUUUCUGUUCAUUUUGUCUGAUUUAAAUGACCAUCUGAGAAGUCACUAAAUGUAAACUGUAAUCAUGACCAAAUUACCUUUUUAAAUCGCGUCCUACUCUGAAAGUGAUCUCAUCAAAAACUGAAAAUAGUGCGAACAGAUUAUUACAGAAACCUCCAAUGGAUUAUUGUAUCAUACAGAGGCAGCAUUAACAAAAAACACAUACAUUUGACAUUAUUUUACCAUUGUUUAUUCAACUGUAAAUGUAAGUUAUUUAUCAGUAUUUUAAGAUACCAGCUACUUGUUCUUUACAUACUGUGCUUUUUGUAUGGCUAUCUUUCUGUCAUAUUCUGAAAGAUUAUUUGGUAAAACUACUAAUCAGCUCUUGAAACUGCUCAUUGGUAUCAAUCAUCAUUUUAAAUAUAAAUGUGAGAGAAAGAUAACAGUCAUCUCAAAGCGCUGCAGUAAUGGCGAGAUGAGAGUUGUAAAAAUAGAGGUGUACUGUCGAAGCCUGAUACGCAGACGGUAAGGAAGAAGACGCACUAAAAAACCUGGUUCAUCUUUCUGUUAAUGACAAUCAGAGAACUUGUAACAACAUACAGUAUAAAAACUGCCAGAGUCUGAUCUCAUGGUUUACA
Trematomus bernacchii (emerald rockcod) is the source of this 5132-nucleotide messenger RNA. RefSeq names its product neuronal PAS domain protein 2 (gene npas2). The coding region runs from base 472 to 3231 and encodes 919 amino acids. The transcript is spliced from 22 exons. Gene Ontology annotation, molecular function: protein dimerization activity; RNA polymerase II cis-regulatory region sequence-specific DNA binding; DNA-binding transcription factor activity, RNA polymerase II-specific. The record is from RefSeq and is a predicted model, not a curated record. Gene Ontology annotation, cellular component: nucleus; CLOCK-BMAL transcription complex; cytoplasm. NCBI's taxonomy places the organism in Eukaryota, Metazoa, Chordata, Actinopteri, Perciformes, Nototheniidae. Gene Ontology annotation, biological process: circadian regulation of gene expression; regulation of transcription by RNA polymerase II.